Molecule: messenger RNA, 1320 nt
Organism: Teleopsis dalmanni
Lineage: Eukaryota; Metazoa; Arthropoda; Insecta; Diptera; Diopsidae
Gene: dbe
Product: KRR1 small subunit processome component homolog
Exons: 1
Coding region: 121-1170 (349 amino acids)
Cellular component (GO): nucleolus; small-subunit processome
Molecular function (GO): RNA binding
Source: RefSeq, a predicted model, not a curated record
UGUUUAUGUUGUAAAAUUUUUGGCAAAUGUCAUAACAAAUACACACACGUGCGAGAGCAAUAAAAAAAAUAAAAUUUUUUGAAGCAAUUUCUAAAGUAAUUACUUAUAAAACCUGGAAAAAUGAGUGACAAUGAAUUGGAAGAUAAAAACAAAUUAAAUACAGAACCAGUAGAUAAUGCAUGGUCGAUGAAAAUACCAAAAUUUCAACAGCAAGAUAAUCCUAACGGCCUCGUCGAAGAAAGUUCAUUCGCGACGCUUUUUCCAAAAUAUCGAGAAAAAUAUUUGAAAGAAGUUUGGCCAUUGGUAAAGCAAAGCCUAUCGGAACAUCAAUUGAAAGCUGAUUUAGAUCUCAUUGAAGGUAGUAUGAUAGUAAAGACAACACGCAAAACUUGGGAUCCAUAUAUCAUCAUCAAGGCACGGGAUAUGAUCAAACUAAUGGCGCGCAGUGUGCCGUUCGAGCAAGCACGUCGCGUACUACAGGAUGAAGUUGGUUGUGACAUAAUUAAAAUUGGCAAUUUAGUGCCCAAAAAAGAAAAAUUCGUAAAGCGACGUCAGCGUUUAAUUGGUCCAAAUGGUGCUACACUCAAAUCCAUUGAAUUGCUCACUGACUGCUACGUCCUUGUACAAGGCAAUACCGUUGCAGCACUUGGACCCUAUAAGGGACUACAACAAGUGCGCGACAUUGUGACCGAAACAAUGAAUAAUGUACAUCCAAUUUACAAUAUAAAAGCAUUGAUGAUUAAGCGUGAAUUAAUGAAGGAUCCAAAACUGAUGAACGAAGACUGGUCACGGUUUUUGCCUAAAUUUAAAAAUAAAAACAUUAGCAAGCGUAAACAGCCCAAAGUUAAGAAACCUAAAAAAGAUUAUACACCAUUCCCUCCAGCGCAACCCGAGAGUAAAAUCGAUAAGGAACUUGCGACUGGUGAAUAUUUCCUUAACAAGGAACAGAAACGUGCACGCAAACAACAAGAACGCGAUACAAAACAUGCAGAUGCAGCCAAAAAGCAAGAAGAAAAGCGCAAUAAAGAUUUUAUACCGCCUGUGGAAGACAAUGUGGGCAGCACAACUAAACGUAAAUCGACUGGUGGUGACAAUGAUGCAGCAAACCGCAAAGUGGAUAUCAAAGCAUUGAAAGCUAAAGUAGCCAAGAAGAUGAAGAACGUCACAUGAUUUUAACGAACUUAUAAUUUUAUUUAAUAAUCUUAACUUAAAUGUUUAUCAAUAAAUAGAUUUUAAGAGAUACAAAGAAGAUCUCUGUAUUACACAUUUUAUUCACAAAAUCUUAUCUGAAGCAAUAAUAAUUUUUUAUAUUUGUCUGAA